Messenger RNA from Rhinichthys klamathensis goyatoka, 1886 nucleotides. It is a transcript of the gene setdb2, whose product is annotated as SET domain bifurcated histone lysine methyltransferase 2. The transcript has 13 exons. The record is from RefSeq and is a predicted model, not a curated record. Bases 60 to 1853 code for a protein of 597 amino acids. Gene Ontology annotation, biological process: negative regulation of gene expression; heterochromatin organization. NCBI's taxonomy places the organism in Eukaryota, Metazoa, Chordata, Actinopteri, Cypriniformes, Leuciscidae. Gene Ontology annotation, molecular function: zinc ion binding; histone H3K9 methyltransferase activity; DNA binding. Gene Ontology annotation, cellular component: nucleus.
UGAUGGCGCGUUCUUUCAUUCACUUUAAUGAAGUCGUUUAACUCACCCGAGGCUCAGAGAUGAUGAUGGAGUGUGAAACCGAGCGAGCGAAGACCUUCUGGGAGGAAGUGGAUGUUGAUGAAGUGUUUGAUGAUCUGAUCGAGGUUCUUUCUCUUUUACGAGACGCGAUUAGACACAACACCGCAACAGACAGAGAGUAUGUUCAGGCCAUGAAGAUCAUUCUAGAGUCGAAGCUGAUCGUCCUCCGGCCCGAAGCCAUCGAAGAGGUUCUGAUUGAUGAAGAUAUCCUGACGGUGACCGUGUCAGAGUCUCAGUGUUCUCCGGAGAGCUCGAGGAACGAGACCGAGGACGCUCUGCUGAAGGACGGCUCACGACUCUCCAGAGACGCGGAGUCGGGCUCGGACUACAGUCAGAUGUCCUCCGCCAGCCGGGCCGGUCCGGAUCUCCCGCUGCUUCUGUCUCCUCUGAGCUUGUGUUCUGAAGAGGCCCGGUCCCCGGUGCCGCUCGUGUACCAGCCUCACGACUGCAGCCCGGCGUGUGUGCCGGCGCUCCCCGCUCACGCCGACCGGUUCCUGGGACACAACCCUCUGCGGGUGCCCAUGCUGUGCCAGUUCCAGCGCCACUGCGCGCGGGUCUGGGCCGAGGAUGAGUGUGAGGGCACAGACGUGCUUUAUAAGGCGCCGUGUGGGCGGAGCCUGCGCUCGAUCGACGAAGUGCUUCAGUUCCUGCGUGAGUCCGACACUCAGGCCGUGUUGCAGCCGAGCAACUUCAGCUUUAAUGUGCAGAUCGUUCCCGAACAUCAGGCGCGAGCUCCCGCCUCUCCGGCGCUCCUGUUCGAGCGGGACCUCAGCCGCGGGAUCGAGCCGGUUCCCGUGCCUCUGUUUAACGAGGUGGACGGGACGCGGAUGAAGGAGUUUCGCUACCGUAAGGAGCGCUGGCCGCACGGAUGCUUCCUCAGCGCGGAGCCGUUCUUCUCAGCGUGCUGCGACUGCACUGACGGCUGCGCAGACGCUAAAACCUGCGCUUGUGUUCGGCUGACGACCAGAGGAGGCGCUCAAGCUUACACACACCAGAGACUGAGCCAGCCUGUGCGGGCAGGGUUGUUUGAGUGCGGCCCGUGGUGCAGCUGCAAAAAGAGCCGGUGCCAGAACCGUGUGGUCCAGAAGGGUCUGCGUGUGCGGCUGCAGGUGUUCAGGACACUGGGCCGGGGCUGGGCCGUACGCUGCCGGGACGACCUCGACCAGGGCACCUUCAUCUGCAUCUAUGCAGGUGUGGUCCUCCGGCUGGAGUCGAGCGCCGAGGAGCCGCCGGACCUCAGCCGAGAGCCGCCCGUGUCUGAUGACGAGGUGGAGGUGGUGGAGGAGUGGACUCUUCCCUCGGGCCCGAAGGAGACGCUCGACUGCUCUCCGCCACUGCAUGUCCCGGUGAUCCAGAGACCCGCCGAUCAGCUCCCGGAGCAGGAGCGGAGCGUGUCGUCGCUGGACGGCAGUGAGACAGAGCAUGAGGUCUCCAGGAAGAAGCCCAGACUAACGCUCCCCGAAUCGAACGGACACGCCGACAGCGCUGAGAUCCCGUCACACAAGCAUCAGGACAAAGCCUAUUACCUGGACGCCUCUAAAGAGGGAAACGUGGCCCGAUUCAUCAACCACAGCUGUGAGCCCAACCUCUUCAUCCAGAACGUCUUCGUGGACACACACCACCCACAGUUCCCCCUCAUCGCCUUCUUCACUAACAGGUCAGUUAAAGCUGGAACUGAGCUGACCUGGAACUACUCGUACACGCCGGGCAGCGACCCGGAUCAUGAGGUGAGCUGUCGCUGUGGCAACACCAGCUGUCAAUCACUCGUCGUCUGAGGCUGUUCUCAAAUAAAGUUGAGUCGAGCAAAA